AUGUCUCGCGCCGCACAGCCGCAGCCGGGUGGCUCUCGCAAGAUAUCCUUCAACGUAUCAGAGCRGUAUGACAUUCAGGAUGUUGUGGGCGAGGGUGCGUACGGUGUUGUAUGCUCGGCGCUGCACAAGCCAUCCGGCCAGAAGGUGGCCAUCAAGAAAAUUACACCGUUCGACCACAGCAUGUUCUGUUUGCGUACGCUCCGUGAGAUGAAGCUUCUCCGAUACUUCAACCAUGAGAAUAUCAUCUCCAUUCUCGACAUUCAGAAGCCAAAGAGCUAUGAGACCUUCACCGAAGUUUACCUCAUCCAGGAGCUGAUGGAGACGGACAUGCACCGUGUCAUUCGCACCCAGGAGCUUUCGGACGACCAUUGCCAGUACUUCAUCUACCAGACUCUCCGCGCACUCAAAGCCAUGCACUCUGCAAACGUCCUCCACCGCGACCUCAAGCCCUCGAAUCUGCUCUUGAACGCGAACUGCGAUUUGAAGGUGUGCGACUUUGGUCUCGCUCGCUCAGCCGCCAGCACCGAAGAUAACCAAGGUUUCAUGACUGAAUAUGUUGCCACUCGUUGGUACCGCGCUCCAGAGAUUAUGCUUACAUUUAAGGAGUACACCAAGGCUAUUGACGUCUGGUCAGUGGGCUGUAUUCUAGCAGAGAUGCUGAGCGGCAAGCCGCUCUUUCCCGGGAAGGACUACCACCACCAGUUGACUUUGAUCCUGGAUGUGCUGGGUACGCCAACCAUGGAGGAUUACUACGKCAUCAAGUCGCGUCGUGCGAGAGAGUACAUUCGAAGCUUGCCGUUCAAGAAGAAGAUCCCGUGGAAGGCCAUGUUUCCCAAGACUUCAGACUUGGCUCUCGAUCUCUUGGAGGGGCUCCUCGCCUUCAACCCGGUCAAGAGGAUUAGUGUGGAGGACGCACUCAAGCACCCAUACCUAGAGCCAUAUCACGACCCAGAGGACGAGCCAAACGCAGAUCCAAUCCCGGAGGAGUUCUUCGACUUCGACAAGAACAAAGACAACUUGUCCAAGGAGCAGCUGAAGAGGCUGAUCUACGAGGAAAUCAUGCGCUGA
Molecule: messenger RNA, 1068 nt
Organism: Ramularia collo-cygni
Lineage: Eukaryota; Fungi; Ascomycota; Dothideomycetes; Mycosphaerellales; Mycosphaerellaceae
Product: pathogenicity MAP kinase 1
Exons: 2
Coding region: 1-1068 (355 amino acids)
Biological process (GO): intracellular signal transduction; protein phosphorylation
Cellular component (GO): cytoplasm; nucleus
Molecular function (GO): MAP kinase activity; ATP binding
Source: RefSeq, a predicted model, not a curated record